UGUUAUAAUCAUGUUUACAGUGAUCAUCACGAUUAUAAACAAAUAAAUUACAGUACGUAUAAAUCUUCAUAUUCAAACAGUAAAGAAAAAUACAGAAAGCAAGGUGAUAUAAAACGGAUAUGAGGACAUCAAGGAUGGGAACAGUUUUCACAUUUAUGUUGGUUUUGUGUUUAACUGGAUGCCAGGGACGACCCAAUUUCACCAACGAACAACUUCUUAACCGCGUUUUAGAGUUAGAGAAAAUUGUGGAACAGCUUCUGAAAUUGUCAGGUAAAAUGAUGACUUCCAACACUGCUUCGUCAAAUGAUACAGCUACUCGGGGAAAAUGGACAAUGACUGAAGAUAUACUACCUACGACAACAGACGAUGAAGUGGGAUUCCACGUGGCAUUGUAUAAUGACGUCAGUGUUGCCUUCGACGAGAAGAUAGUGUUUGACACAGUUGAACAAAAUAUUGGUCUUGCUUACAAAAAAACCGAUGCAGAGUUCCAAUGUCCAAUAUCUGGGACAUAUCUUUUUGCACUUACAAUAGCCUGUCAAAGAGACACCUAUGUUGAAGUCUAUAUUGAUAUAGUUGACGUCGAUGGUAACUCUAAAAACAACAUUCUGAACACCGCUUGUGAUCACCGGAAGCGAACUUUUCAGGACGGAAGCGUUUUAUACAUUGGCAAUACUCAAAAUGGAGGAACUGCGAUCAUUUCUCUGUCCAGCGGUGACCGUGUUAUGGUAAAAAGAGGGCUACCAGCUAGUGGUUUAAGUACGAUCACUGGAAGGGGAUAUUCCACAUUUACUGGGUAUCUGCUUAAGGCUUAUUAGACGUAUCAGUACUAAAGGUGAAUUGCGCUAAGCCGUCAGAAAUUCAUCAUACUAGUUACAGAAAACAUAGCCGAAUGACUUUAACCAUAUCUGGUUUUGCUGCAUAAAUGAAUAAAUUUUAAUGAUGGCUUAUUUUAUUUGCAAUUAAAGGCACAUUCAGUCAUAGAAAUAAAUACACAAAGGGCACACAUGUGUUUUAUCAAAACUGUUAUAUACAAAUGUAAAUGAAUUUUAAAGAACAUGUAUUACCAUUCUUAUAUUUUCUUAUAAGGACUACAUAGGUCAUUUAAAUGCCAAAAUGGACACCUACACAGGUAUGCAAAUUUACCUUAUGGUUUAAAUAUAUGUAUAAAAAAGUUAUCCUAUUCUAUUUACACUUAUUUAACAAUUUUAUUGCUUACAAAAGCCUGACUCAAAUAUCUCUUAAAUAAGCUUAAUUUAGGGACUGUUUUCAAAGUUUGCCUACAUUGUCUCAGAAGUGCAUUAUUUUAUCCUGUCCACUAUUUAAUAUUUUUACUGUGUUGUUUUUAUUUCAUUAGACUUUUAAAAUAUCAUGUACUACAUUUGUUAUCAAAUUUAGCAUUAUUCAUCCAAUAAAUACAUG
Molecule: messenger RNA, 1419 nt
Organism: Ruditapes philippinarum (Manila clam)
Lineage: Eukaryota; Metazoa; Mollusca; Bivalvia; Venerida; Veneridae
Exons: 4
Coding region: 120-815 (231 amino acids)
Molecular function (GO): protein binding
Source: RefSeq, a predicted model, not a curated record